AUGCGCGCCGCAACUCUGCUCCUGCUGGCGGCGGUCGUCGCUGACCUUCCCGUGUCUGCGGACGUGGGUCAGUCGUCAGACGCGGGGCAGUCGUCGCAUCACGGAGGGGGCUACAAGAUCGUACAGUGGGAAUGGAGCUACGUGCAGACGCCGUACGUCAUCGCCAUAUGGCUGCUGAUGGCCAGUGUUGCAAAAAUAUUGUUCCACUUCUCCCAGCGGCUCAGCUCCGUGGUGCCCGAGAGCUGUGUGCUCAUCCUGCUGGGUCUGGUGUUGGGCGGGGUGGUCCUCGUGGCAAGCCAGAAGCCCCUGUACCAACUGGACCCCGGGCUCUUCUUCCUCUUCCUGCUGCCCACCAUCGUCGCCGACGCCGGCUACUUCAUGCCCAGCCGGCUGUUCUUCGAGAACCUGGGUCCCAUCUUGAUGUACGCCGUGCUGGGCACCCUGUGGAACGCCUUCUGCACUGGGCUAUGCCUGUACGGGAUGAAGGCGGCUGACGUGAUCGGGCCAGACGUGGAGGCUGGGAUGAUGGAGUUCCUGCUCUUUGGAGCCCUGAUCUCAGCGGUGGACCCCGUCGCUGUGUUGGCCGUGUUCGAGGAGGUCCAGGUCAACGAGACGCUCUUCAUCAUUGUGUUCGGCGAGUCGCUGCUCAACGACGCCGUCACGGUGGUUCUGUACAAAGUGUACAUCUCUUUUGUGGAGGUCGGAGUGGAAAAUGUUCAGAUCGCAGAUUAUUUUAAAGGAUUGGCCUCCUUCCUCAUCGUCAGCCUUGGGGGGACGCUGGUGGGGCUGAUCUUUGGCAUGAUCCUGGCCUUCGUCACGCGAUUCACCAAGAAGGUGCGGAUCAUCGAGCCUCUCUUCGUGCUCCUCCUGGUCUACCUGGCCUACCUGACGGCCGAGCUCUUCUCCCUGUCCGCCAUCCUGUCCAUGAUCUUCUGUGGCAUAGGCUGCAACAAAUAUGUAGAGGCAAACAUAUCCCAGAAGUCUCGCACCACGGUGAAGUACACCAUGAAGACUCUGGCCAGCAUUGCGGAGACCAUCAUCUUCAUCUUCCUGGGCAUUUCCGCCGUGGAUAAAUCAAAUUGGGCCUGGGACUCUGGCCUGAUCUCCUGCACCCUUAUCUUCAUCCUGGUGUUCAGAGCCAUGGGUGUCAUAAUGCAAACCUGGCUGUUGAACCGCUUCAGACUGGUUCCGUUGGACGGGAUUGACCAGGUGGUGAUGUCCUACGGUGGCCUGAGAGGGGCAGUGGCAUUCGCGCUGGUGGCCUUACUCAACCAAGAUCAAGUUAAGGCAAAGGACUACUUCGUGGCAACCACAAUCGUCGUUAUUUUCUUCACGGUUAUGUUCCAGGGCCUGACAAUCAAGCCUCUGGUUAAAUGGCUUAAAGUGCCACAGAGCACAAAUCGCAAGCCCACCAUCAACGAGGAGAUUCAUGAAAGGGCCUUUGACCACACCCUGACGGCAGUGGAAGACAUCGCCGGCCUCAGCGGCUACCACCACUGGAGAGAUAAAUGGGAGCAGUUUGACAAGAAGUUUCUCAGCAAGCUGCUGAUGAGGAAGUCUGUGUACCGCAAGGCUGAACUGUGGGAAGUGUACCAGAAGAUCAACCUCAGAAAUGCCAUAACCAUCAUCGACCAGGGUGGCAACGUGUUCAGUGCUGCAAGGCUCUCUCUACCUUCAAUAGCGAGUAGGCCAUCCUUCCCUGAGGUCACGGACAUGACCAACUACCUGCGGGAGAAUGGGAGCGGAGUGUGCCUGGACCUGCCGGCAGUUGACCCGGUUCUGGGACCAACGAUGGACGAGGAGUCCGAGACGCACAACGUCCUGACGGGGAACCUGUACAAGCCCCGGCGAAGGGUUCAGGCCCACUACAGCCGGCACUUCAUGACGACGGGCGAGAGCGAGAGACAGGAGCGGGAGGUGUUCCAGAGAAACAUGCGCGGCCGUCUCGAGUUAUUCAAGUCCACCUGCUACCGGAGCAAGAGCCGCCACAGGAAAAUCCAGAAAAGGCGUAAAGGAUCGGAUAUAAGUGAGCGAGAUGGCAGUGAUAAACCAAUGAGAAAAGUCAGCUGGCAAGACACAGCGGCCGUGGCUGUGGAUUGUGAGGAAGGGAAGAGUGAGAAAGCAGAGCCAGUGAAGGAGGGGGAUGGAGGAAUUACCUUUGUGGCUCGCAAGAGCGACGAGCUGCCGAGAGAGAGGCCCAGAUCAGUCCCUGUGGCUCUGGAGGUGUGUGGGAGCCCCCCGGUCGUCACCGGCGGGGAGAGGCCCCUGCCCUGGAAGGGGAGCGGGGGAGCCCUCCCUGUCUGUGUAUCCAUGGAGGCCACCAAGCUCAUCCCCGUGGACCUGCAGCAGGCCUGGAACCAGAGCAUGUCCUCCCUGGAGAGCCUGGCCCCGCCCCCGCCCGAGCCCCUGCACCCGCAAGUGACCGCCCUCUGCCGGGAGGAGGGUAUCCUGGCUGGAGGAAGAGGAGGAGGCGCAGGGGGAGGUCCGGGCAGGAAGCAGGAAGGAGCCCAGUCCCCAGAGCAGCAGGAGAUGCAGCCUCUCCUUCCUCCUCCUCCUCCUCUUCCUCUUCCUCCCGUUCCCCUGGCUCAGGGCAUGGAGGGCAGGGGCCUGUCCUGCAGUGGGAGUCCCUGCAUCAUCAUGAGGAGCCUGGUGACAGCGCCCCCUCCUGGUGGGGAGGAACCGAGUGGGGGAACCACCCAGCUUUAUUGA
This is a messenger RNA of Conger conger (European conger), 2709 nucleotides long. RefSeq names its product sodium/hydrogen exchanger 5-like. Gene Ontology annotation, molecular function: sodium:proton antiporter activity. The transcript has 16 exons. The record is from RefSeq and is a predicted model, not a curated record. Bases 1 to 2709 code for a protein of 902 amino acids. Gene Ontology annotation, cellular component: membrane. Gene Ontology annotation, biological process: regulation of pH; proton transmembrane transport; sodium ion transport. NCBI's taxonomy places the organism in Eukaryota, Metazoa, Chordata, Actinopteri, Anguilliformes, Congridae.